Acanthosepion pharaonis is the source of this 876-nucleotide messenger RNA. The record is from the annotation of a GenBank genome assembly. NCBI's taxonomy places the organism in Eukaryota, Metazoa, Mollusca, Cephalopoda, Sepiida, Sepiidae.
AUGGCUUUAACAUUUCUUUCUUACUUAUUCUCAUAUUCUUAUUACUUUAGCCAUUCUUUAUCUCUCUCUUUCUCUCUCACUUACUUUCUUUCUUUCUUUCUUUAUUUUGCUUCUCUUAUGUCUUUUUCUUUGUGUUUUAUUUUUUUCUUUUAUUGUUUCUCUUCUCUCGUCUUUUUCUCUUAUUUCAUUUACUGUUUUGAAUGUUCUUUUUUCUUUUCUUUUUUCAAUCUUUUACUCUGUUUUGAUAUAUGUUCUUAUUUUUAUUUCAAUUUAAUUCAUUUGCUUUUGUCUGCCAUUCAUUUUCCUUUGUUUUUCAUUUUGCUUCCUGCCUUCCUAUUUAUUGUAAUUGUACUAAUGCCUUUUUUUAACCUAUUUUCAUAUGUAUUUGUUUUUCGUAUUUUUCUUUUCUUUUCUCAUUUCUCUCUUUUUUCUUUACAAUUUCUUUCCUUCUUUCGUAUAAUAAUAGACUUUUUCUUUCUUUCUAUCUUCAUUUCGUUUUACACGUUCUUUGCUUUUUACUGUUCUUUUAUUUUUCUCUUUUGUGGUACAAUAUUUCCUUCAUUUUUUUCUUUUGUUCUUUUGAAAAUAUUUUUUUUAUCUUGUGCUCAUAUUUUUAUGGUUUUAUUCUUUCCUUCUUCCUUUAAUUCUUUCUUCCUUUUUUUCUUUCUUUCUUCCUUUGAUUCCAUCACCAUACACACCUUUUCAGUUCGAUCAUUCUUUCUUUCUUUCAUUCUGUUUGUUUCUUUGUUUCUUUCUUUGAUUCUAUCGCAUACAUGCCUUUUCAAUUUCUUUCUUUCUUUCUUUCUUUCUCUCUUUCUUUCUUUCUUUCUUUCUUUCUUUCUUUCUUUCUUUCUUUCUUUGCUUCCAUCCCAUUAA